Messenger RNA from Xyrauchen texanus (razorback sucker), 687 nucleotides. It is a transcript of the gene hoxc6b, whose product is annotated as homeobox C6b. Gene Ontology annotation, cellular component: nucleus. Gene Ontology annotation, molecular function: RNA polymerase II cis-regulatory region sequence-specific DNA binding; DNA-binding transcription factor activity, RNA polymerase II-specific. The record is from RefSeq and is a predicted model, not a curated record. The transcript has 2 exons. Bases 1 to 687 code for a protein of 228 amino acids. Gene Ontology annotation, biological process: regulation of transcription by RNA polymerase II; anterior/posterior pattern specification. NCBI's taxonomy places the organism in Eukaryota, Metazoa, Chordata, Actinopteri, Cypriniformes, Catostomidae.
AUGAAUUCCUAUUUUACGAACCCGUCGCUCUCAUGCCAUUUGAGCGGUGGUCAGGAAGUUCUGCCAAACGUUGCCCUCAACUCGACAAACUAUGACACGGUGCGACAUUUCUCGUCGUAUGGCGCCGCCGUGGCCCAGAACCGGAUAUACUCCAAUCCGUUCUACUCACCACAAGAAAAUGUAAUGUUCGGGUCCGGCCGGGGACCGUACGAGUACGGAUCAAAUGUGUUCUACCAGGACAAGGAUGUACUUCCAAGUUGCAGACAAAGCCUUGGACAAGCACAUGGUUCACUUUCACAGAAUUAUGCUUCAGAUCAAGGCAGGACUGCGUCUCAAGAACCGAAAGGAAGCAUUCAAAUAUAUCCGUGGAUGCAGCGGAUGAACUCGCAUAGCGGAGUUGGCUAUGGGUCUGACAGACGGCGAGGUCGACAAAUCUAUUCUCGAUACCAAACUCUAGAACUAGAGAAAGAGUUCCAUUAUAAUCGUUAUUUGACAAGGCGCAGACGAAUCGAAAUUUCCAGUGCGCUGUGUCUCACUGAACGCCAGAUCAAAAUCUGGUUUCAAAACCGCCGGAUGAAAUGGAAGAAGGAGAGCAAUCUUACAUCGGUCCUCAAUGACAGUUGCUCGCUAGGGGCUGGUCAAGACAUGGGCAAAGAAGAAACACGCGGGACGACAGAAGAAAAUUAG